Molecule: messenger RNA, 1111 nt
Organism: Gloeophyllum trabeum ATCC 11539
Lineage: Eukaryota; Fungi; Basidiomycota; Agaricomycetes; Gloeophyllales; Gloeophyllaceae
Exons: 2
Coding region: 32-1111 (359 amino acids)
Source: RefSeq, a predicted model, not a curated record
AGUGAAUAUCAUCCUGGUCUACAGCGUCGUCAUGACCAGUAUUUUUGCCUACAAGCCCGUCUAUCAGGAAGGUGACCCUGGGAACGGCAUCGGGGGGUACAACCUUAAGAACCCUGUAGAUCUCUCCUUCGCAUUCGACUACAACAGUACCGGAAAGCUCGACCACAUCGUCCUUUAUCGCCCCGGUACAGGUACCAUCUGGAUCCUCCACAACUGGCGGGGCAAGUUCACGCCCGUAUAUCAGGAAGGCGAGCCCGGAAAUGGUAUCGGCGGGUUCAAUCUCAAGAACCCUGCUGAUCGUAUCUUCCCAUUCGACUACGACCACUCAGGCCGGGCAGACCACCUCGUUUGCUACCGUCCGGGUACGGGAACAUGCUGGAUUCUGAAGAACCAUCGCGGGAAGUGGAGCCCGGUGUACCAUGAGGGAGAGCCGGGGAACGGUAUUGGGGGAUACAACCUGAUGAACCCGAUCGACCAGGGUUUCGCGUUCGAUUAUAACGGGAGUGGGAAGUUGGACCAUCUUGUCUGGUAUCGCCCGGGCACGGGGACGGUGUGGAUUCUAAAAAACGAGCGCGGCAAUUUCUCUCCAGUUUACCAGAUGGGCGAGCCCGGUGUCGGCAUCGGUGGUUACAACCUUGCGAACCCCAUUGACAAGGGGUUCGCAUUCGAUUACGAUGGGUCCGGAAAGUUAGACCACCUUGUCUGGUACCGAGCGGGGACGGGCACCAUUUGGAUCCUCAAAAAUAAUCGCGGAAAGUUCUUCCCCGUCUACCAGAUGGGAGAGCCUGGCAUCGGUAUCGGCGGGUAUAAUCUCGCUAAUCCGAUAGACAAGGUGAUUGCCUUCGAUUGGGACGGCAGCGGGAAGCUCGACGAACUCGUCCUAUGGAGGGCCGGGACGGGAACUAUCUGGAUUUUGCAGAGACAGGGAGGUAAUAAUUGGGUACCGGUCUACCACCAGGGCGAACCUGGCUUGGGUAUCGGCGGUUACGAUCUCCGUUCCCCUGCCGACCUUGUCUUCGCUUUUGACUACAGACAACGACGAACGCCGAAUCAUCUUUGCCUUUACCGUCCGGGUACAGGCACGUUUUGGAUUCUGGAGAGGCAGUUCUAA